Molecule: messenger RNA, 2687 nt
Organism: Chelonia mydas (Green sea turtle)
Lineage: Eukaryota; Metazoa; Chordata; Testudines; Cheloniidae
Gene: DEGS1
Product: delta 4-desaturase, sphingolipid 1
Exons: 3
Coding region: 76-1047 (323 amino acids)
Biological process (GO): ceramide biosynthetic process
Cellular component (GO): membrane
Molecular function (GO): sphingolipid delta-4 desaturase activity
Source: RefSeq, a predicted model, not a curated record
AGCGGCGCCGCCGCCAAGCUCCGUCCGCGUGCCAGUCGAGUCAGGGAAGGAGGCGUCCGGGCGGGCGCGGCAGCGAUGGGGAACGCCGUAGCUCGGGAGGACUUCGAGUGGGUUUAUACGGACCAGCCCCACGCCGAUCGCCGCAAAGCGAUCCUAGCUAAACAUCCAGAAAUAAAAACUUUAAUGAAGCCAGACUACAACUUGAUCUGGGUGGUUGUACUGAUGGUUCUUGGGCAGUUGAUUGCAUUUUAUCUAGUUAAAGACUUGGACUGGAAAUGGGUUAUGUUCUGGGCGUACGUUUUUGGCAGCUGCAUCAGUCACUCAAUGACUCUGGCUAUUCAUGAGAUCUCUCACAAUAGUGCCUUUGGCAACUGCAGAGCUAUGUGGAAUCGGUGGUUUGGAAUAUUUGCCAAUCUCCCUCUUGGCCUCCCAUACUCUAUAUCUUUCAAGAGAUACCACAUGGAUCAUCAUCGCUAUCUAGGAGGUGAUGGAAUUGAUGUGGACAUUCCUACUGACUUUGAAGGCUGGUUUUUCUGUACUCGUUUUAGGAAGUUCAUAUGGAUUGUUCUUCAGCCCUUUUUCUAUGCUAUUCGACCUCUCUGCAUUAAUCCCAAACCAAUUUCUCGAUUGGAAAUCAUCAACUUGUUGGCUCAGCUCUCUUUUGAUGUUGUAAUAUACUACUACUUGGGAAUUAAAUCAGCCUUCUACAUGCUUGCAGGAUCAAUACUUGGACUGGGGUUGCACCCAAUUUCAGGACACUUCAUAGCUGAACAUUAUAUGUUCUUAAAGGGACAUGAGACUUACUCCUAUUAUGGGCCACUUAAUUUGCUCACUUUUAAUGUUGGCUACCACAAUGAACACCAUGACUUUCCCAAUAUUCCUGGCAAGAACCUUCCAUUGGUGAAGAAAAUAGCAGCUGAAUACUAUGAUCAUCUUCCACAAUAUAACUCCUGGAUAAAAGUGCUUUAUGACUUUGUGAUGGAUGACACAAUCAGCCCUUACUCGCGCAUGAAAAGGAAAUUAAAGGGUGAUGUGAAACAGGAUUAAACUUCUGCCAACCAAAAGACUCUGCAAAGCAAGAUCUGGGAUAUUUUCAAGUAGCUGGUACAAGGAAUUCUUGCUAAAGAAGUUUAUUUGUAUCCUGAAUUAUUAAACUUCAGACAUCUACAAGAAUGCAUUAGUGUAUCCUAAAACAGACCUCUUCAGACCAAUUAGACUACCAUUCUAAUUAGACAUUAGCCUAAACAUUCUAACAGUCAUUGGUGUAACUAAUAUACAAAACACAUGAUUUAAUAUGCUCAAUCUAUGUGUAAAAUAGUAUUUAAGUUUGUUUUAGAAUAUGUAUUUCACAGCUAACAAAUCUUGUACUCAAACACCUGUUUCUGGCUUGUCUAGACCUAUAAAAGAUACUUCAAAAUAUUUACACUUCUGGCUUGUCCUGUGCUGCCCAUUCCAUGCUCAUAACUUAGUCAAUUAUAGUAUUAAAGUUCAUACUUGAUAAAGUUAAUUCUAAGCUAACAUUAACUUAAGUCUUGUUUCAUUAAAUGUGGUUUCAACUUAUUUCUGUCUCAACUUCUUGGAGGUGGGCAGUAGGGGAGAAAAUAACCAUCUAAACAGCAGUUAGUCAGUGAGUGAAUCUGUCUUGUUGGCUCAUUCACUGCUGAACCAAAGCAGUGGCAGAUCCAGGUUUAUCAGUAAUGACAACUGUACUACCACUAUUAUUGAAAACUAAUUCAUGAGGCUGAGUAUCAGGGGGUAGCUGUUAGUCUGUAUCCACAAAAACAACAGGGAGGCCCGUGGCAUCUUAAAGAUUAACAGAUUUGUUGGGGCAUAAGCUUUUGUGGGCUAGAACCCACUUCAUCGAAUGUGUGGAGUGAAAAUUACACGUGCAGACAUUAUUAUACUGACACAUGAAGAAAAGGGAGUUACCUCACAAGUAGAGACAGGGCCAAUGAUGGUGCUGCUGUUCUCUCUCCUCUCCCCCUACUUACCAUUAAAAAAAAAAAAAUUAAAUUCCCAAGCUGCCUCUAGAUAGCCAGUCCCCAGUUGUGGAUUGCUAAAAUCAGGUAGCCUGGACUUAACCCUACCCCUUUCAAAGAGGGAUCCUUAUGUCAUUAGCAUUUCCCAUUGGUUAGUGUAGGUGCUCCCUGCCUAGUGUGCUUGUUUCUGUGGAUCGUAUUCUAAGAUGCCUAUCUCUUCCCCAUUCAUUGGGUAGGCAGCCUGGGGGUCUAACUCAGCUUUGGCAAUUGGUGUUCCUGGGAUUGUUUAGGCAUCUGACAUUAGCUGCUGUGAUGCUCUACAUUGCAAUGCCUGAGUCUCUUCAUGGAUCCCACCCUUAGGACUGCCCUUAUAAUUGACACAUUUUAUGACUAAUACCUAUUCCAUCUAGAAAAUAUAAUUACUUCAAAUAAUUAGGAAAAAUAUCACCUGAUGUAUUCAGAUGGCUAGGUGCCUCCUGAACAGGGAAAUAUAGCUAUUGUAACCAGUUUCUUGGUCAUUUGUGCACAUUUAAUGAUGUAGUUAAAAUAGAGAAUUAAAAACUAAACUGCAUUAAUACAAAAUCCUUUCCCAUAUAUUGUUGGUUAGUAUCUAUUUAGAAAUACGUCUGGAGAACAGGAAGUGGGCUCUGUAAAUUUCUGCAUCUUCUAAUCCUGCCUCUCUCCUUUUCACUGCCUUCUCUCUUUUUU